CUCCCCUGGUGAGGAGUGGUGGUGUAGUCCACAGGGAACUCAUCAUCACUUUAAAACGCACCAGAGACUUGGCACAAAAGAAACGCUCGCAGGCGAGCACAGGCGCAAAGGGACUGUCUCUUAUUACACUGAAGGGAAACACGUUUUGCACCUUGCGCACUGUCGAAGAAGACUCACUUAAAGUCAUAAAAACGUAGACUUUGAGUUUAAAAACUUACUUUUGGCUGCACCUGAUGCGACGCUGUUUAAAUGCAGCAACAGUGAUGUGGAUGUGGUCAUUACGCACGAACUCGAGGUUUGCCUGUAGAUCUGGACUUUGAAAGGCGUAUUAUUUUUUUGUUUUCUUUCUCUUUUUUUGUAUGAACAGUCACAUGACGCAAACUGUUGCUUGGAGUUCAGAUUUUGUGGUAAGACUGUGUCUGUCAAGUGGAGUGGAGUCGCGUGUCUAUUUACCGAUAACCUGCAAGGAAACAUGAACGUAUCUUUCUUCGACGUGACCCAGGGCGCGCUGUUUAACGGGAGUCAGACCCUCGCUGGGACUCUUGCGACUUACUCCGGGAAUGGCACCGACAACGUGGUGACCGGCGACGGCGGAGGGAACCUGGUGUUGGCGCAAGAUGAGCGCAAACUCUUCGUCAUGCGUGUGGUGCAAAUCGCUGUGCUGUGCGUAUUGUCGCUCACCGUCGUGUUCGGUAUAUUUUUCCUCGGGUGCAACUUGAUGAUCAAAUCGGAGAGCAUGAUUAACUUCUUGGUGAAGGACCGGAGACCCUCCAAAGACGUGGAGACGGUCAUGAUCGGGCUCAGCUAGAACAUAGAGAGUAGUACAUACUGUGGAGAACUGGAGCAAAGAUCCGCUCCGGUAUGAAGAUGUGGACCGCGUUUCCUACCGCAGGUCAAGAUCGACAUCUGCAUGUCAAAGACGCUCUCUCUGUGUCCUAGUGAGGAAAGAUAUGCAAAAACUUCACAUUUCCUUCCGAAAAACUACUACAGGACAGUAGUCCAGCGACCAAUGUUUGUGCGUAAAGUUUGUGCGUAAAACAGGGGAAAUUGUUUACACGUGGGCCGAUCUGUUGAAUCUUUUGAGUAAAUUAAAUGUUGCCAACUUGAACAAAGUGACGAAAAUGUUUACACGCUGUUACCUCAUUUUUUGUUAAGUUAUUUCUUUCUUUUUUGUAAAUUUGAAAUGAUUGUUAGUGAAAAGCAUGAUUGUGAACUCUUAUAGUUCCACCUCUGCCAGUGUACUGUGUGGACGUGGUGGAUAUGUGGGUAUUCUCUAAACAAAGUAUUUUUCUUGGUCUCGUUUGGUACAUACACUCUAAAUACUGAAAUCUUGCACGUUUUUAAAAAAGAAACUCAGUCACAGCUUUAUGGAGUGAUUCUGGUCCUGUUUGGCAUGCUCGCUAAUUGAUCUGUAAAGUGAUUUUUGGACCCGUUUUUGCACUUUUGAAAUCACUGACUGAUGCUGCAUGAAUUAUUUUGUAUCAAAAAAACAAACAAACAAAAAAAACUUGAAAUUGCAGCAUGCAAUUAAAACACUGAA
This is a messenger RNA of Larimichthys crocea (large yellow croaker), 1540 nucleotides long. It is a transcript of the gene rprml, whose product is annotated as reprimo-like. Bases 473 to 808 code for a protein of 111 amino acids. The transcript has a single exon. NCBI's taxonomy places the organism in Eukaryota, Metazoa, Chordata, Actinopteri, Sciaenidae. The record is from RefSeq and is a predicted model, not a curated record.